Molecule: messenger RNA, 4715 nt
Organism: Bubalus bubalis (water buffalo)
Lineage: Eukaryota; Metazoa; Chordata; Mammalia; Artiodactyla; Bovidae
Gene: OTULIN
Product: OTU deubiquitinase with linear linkage specificity
Exons: 7
Coding region: 269-1240 (323 amino acids)
Biological process (GO): protein linear deubiquitination
Molecular function (GO): cysteine-type deubiquitinase activity
Source: RefSeq, a predicted model, not a curated record
GGCGGGCGGCGGUGACGCGCCGGAAGCGUCCUGGGCACUGUAGCUAGCUGGCGGGCAAGCGGCGCGGCUGAGGAGACGGCUGCCGCCCGGGCGCCCCGACGGGAGGGCCUCCGGAUCGCUGGGAGGCGGCCGAAGCCCUGCGGCCCCUCCGCCAGCGGCGGCCCCAUGAGUCGGGGGAAGAUGCCUCAGCCCGAAGCGUGGCUGGGCGCUAGCUGUAUGGAGAAGCCGGCAUGGGAGGCGGGGGCCGCCGCGCCGGAGGGCGGGAAGUAUGCGGCCGGCGGGCCACCGCGGGUCGCGGUGCAGUGCCCGUCCGAGCAGUGAGUGCGAGGCGCGCGAGGAGGACAUGUAUCGUGCGGCGGAUGAAAUAGAAAAGGAGAAAGAAUUACUUAUACAUGAAAGAGGGUCAUCAGAAGCUAGAUUAAGUGUAGCUCCUGAAAUGGAUAUCAUGGACUACUGCAAAAAAGAAUGGAGGGGAAAUACGCAAAAAGCAACAUGUAUGAAAAAGGGCUAUGAGGAGGUGUCUCAGAAAUUCACCUCCAUCAGGCGAGUCCGCGGAGAUAACUACUGUGCGCUGAGGGCCACGCUGUUCCAGGCCAUGAGUCAGCCGGCGGUGCUGCCCUCCUGGCUGCAGGACCCGGAGCUCACGCUGUUGCCAGAAAAGCUCAUAAGUAAAUACAGCUGGAUCAAGCAGUGGAAGCUGGGACUGAAAUUUGAGGGGAAGAGCAAGGACCUGGUGGAUAAAAUUAAGGAGUCCCUCGCUUUACUGAGGAAGAAGUGGGCAAGCCUGGCUGAACUGAGAACUGCGGAAGCAAGGCAGAUGGCUUGUGAUGAACUGUUCACAAAUGAAGAAGAGGAGUACAGCCUCUAUGAAGCUGUCAAAUUCCUAAUGCUGAACAGAGCCAUUGAACUCUAUGACGAUAAGGAGAAGGGAAGGGAAGUGCCAUUUUUCUCUGUGCUUCUUUUUGCUCGGGAUACGUCAAGUGACCCUGGUCAGCUGCUGCGCAACCAUCUGAACCAGGUGGGGCACACUGGCGGCCUGGAGCAGGUCGAGAUGUUCCUCCUGGCCUACGCUGUGCGCCACACCAUCCAGGUGUAUCGGCUCUCCAAGUAUGGCACCGAGGAGUUCGUCACGGUCUACCCCACCGACGCCCCCCGGGACUGGCCGGUGGUGACCCUGAUCGCCGAGGACGACCGGCACUACAACAUCCCCGUCCGAGUGUGUGAGGAGACCAGCCUGUGAGCUGUGCUUGGCCCGCCUGGCCACGCGGCUGAGGGGCACGGGCAGCUCCUUGCUGGGGCCUUGGGCCUGCAGGUCCCUGAGCCCGACCUCUGAGGACGCCUGGGCCCAGUUAGCCUCACCAGACUGGAAUGUUCUGGGGACUAGCUUUGGCGAAUCACAAGUAACCGAGAUUUUUUCCCCCUCAUCUGUGACUCAGUACGUUUCCGUGGGAGCCUUCAGAGCACACCUGUUAAAAGGUGCAAACUACACCUCCUCCAUAAAACAGACACUUUUAUAUCAGAGGAGUCACGUCCUGGACAGAAAGUGUCCAAAGCGCUCUCUCAUAGUAAACUGGCUUUCAGUUUUUUUUUUUUAAAGAUGGUAACUUUUGUUCUGGUGGUUACAGCAUCUGCGGUGCCCUUUCUCUACAUCUAUGCAAUCGGUUCACACGGUAGAAGUCGGGGGCAGAGCCUGCCAACAGCCCAGCAUCCUCUGCUAGUCUCACCCAGCAAUGGUUUGAAUCCACGUUAAUUAAAGCUGUUGUAAGCCGAGUGUCUAAUAGAAUCAACUGGGUCCAGCUGCUUAAAGGCUGGAGAAGGGGCUGCAGGAGGAAGCAGCAGCCCCAGGACUCUUGCUCUGCCAGGACGUGCCAGGCGCCUGUGAUCACGGACACCCCGGCUCGGGAGCCUGGUGCGGGGGUGGGUGGUCGGCAGGAGAGCCCCCGGGAUCAGGGGCUGUUCCUUCAUCUGCAGUUCCACAGAUUCACCAUCAUCUAGUCAGAGUCAAGCUUAGACCCAUGUGCGUGUUUAGUGGAAACCAAGGCCAAUUGAUGAGUUUCUGGAGAGUGCUUCCAUCGCCAGGUUCCUGUCCCACAUCUGUUGGAGGGGAAUGAGUUAGCAGCAGGGGGUCUCUGGUUUUCAUGAGUAAGUUUUCAGUACAAGAGCGUGCUUAACACUGUCUGCAGAGGCAUGGCCGAGCUGCACCCGCCCUUGGUUGAGUUUGGGAUGCCCGGGGUCAGCAGCGUUCUGGCCACUAAUGGUGCCCUUGCCUAGUCAGUCACAGGCUAGGGUGGUGUCUGAGAGGCGCGGGUGGGCUCUGGCAGACCAGCUGAGCCUUGUCUGCAUCAGGGCCCGAAUCCCUGUGGCAUGUGGACACCUCACUCUUUCAGACUAUCAGCAGCACCUGGAUUGGCUCAAUAUUUGUGGAGAUGGUGUUACCCUGAAGUACUGAGCUUUAUUCUAUAAUAAUUAUAAUCUUUAUGUGGUUUAAUAUAAUAUAGUUGAUAAGCUAUCUAAUCUGUUCUCCCUCCCCCCACCCCGCCCCCAGGGACAGAACUUUUGUGAAAAUGUAAGUUUUGCUUUUACUUAAAAAUCAAAAUUUUCGGUUGAGAAAAAACUCAGAGAACACAGAAGACUAUGCAGACUGUUACACGAGUAUUCCUCCCAGUAUUACCUCAUCAGUAAUAUUCACAUUUUGGUAGAUACUUAACUCAUUAGGGUGUUUGAGUUGAAUUUUACUCUAGAUGUGUGUGAAUGUGUUGGAGAGGCUUUGUCUUUCACUGUGAAAUGCAAUGGUGCCUCGAAUAAUAAUAAGAAGGUACCUAGAAGCCAAAUGAAAAUGACGACUUCCUGUUGGCUUGGAUGCUUCAUUUUAUGUUACAUGAUUUUCAUGCAACUUACAAAAGGAAAUGCCUACCAGUUCAUUCUUGAACAUGUUUAAAAGCACAACUUCAAACACUUCAGUUGUACAAGGCAGUUGGUGUCUGUGUCCAUCAAACCGCUGGCAGAUCGCCUCUGUUGAGUUUAAUGAUACUCAUGAUCUCUGCAUUUUUGAGAAUGUUCUAGUCUUAGUGAACUUGAACUGGGCUUCUGGGUAGCUCGAUUACAUCUCAUACUUUUUUCUUGUUGCUGUGUAUGAUAUUGUUAGAGUGUGUGCAAAAAUUGUGGUCUUAACCACCCCAUUGAUAAAAACUCAAAAAUGUGCAUUUAAGUUGCUUUCUGUCCCAAGACCAUAUUAGACUCUCAGACUGUCAUGCAGGUUUAGAGGGAUCAUUGCAUCAGAGAAGUAAAGCUUUCAAAGAAACAGUACUUUAGGAAAUGUAGACGAUUGGCGAACUUUAAAAAUACAUUUUUUUGUUGCAACAUGCAACUCUAGUUGCCCAGAGCUUUAAUUCCAUUUUUCAUUCUUGGUCUUGGCCUGGUUGAGUGAUACCAGUAGAAUUGAAAUUGAGUUGAGACCAAAAUGGAUUCAGGAGUAUAAUUUACUUAGAGGGGAUCUCUAAAAUGGUAUGAGUGUUUCCAAAAAAGGAAGGUAGUGGGACCUACACUUUGCUUACUUUCUAUCCCAGGAUUUAUUGCAAGAGUUCAGUCAUUUUGGAGCCCUCUGGUCUUAUCAGAAAGAAGAUACCUGCCUUGAACAGGUGUGACUUAUACCUUUGAGCUCAUUUAAAGUGCAUUAAACCUAAAUAACAAGUUCCAUGGAAUUACCUCUCAUUGUGUGGGAUUUGAUCUGAAAUGUCAGUUCCUCUUCCUUGGAGUUCAGCAAAUCUGAAAACACCUUAAAGGCACAGAACAGGAUUGACCUUGCUCUCUACGUAGAGCUGUUCAUACUUCCCAUUAUACCAUUGUACGUUCCAUUAACGUCUGACAUUUUCUUUGAUUGUGUAAACAGACAUCCCCUUGGUAUUGUUUCAUUAUUUUUCCCUCCAGUUCUAGGGCUUGUCAAGUAAAAUCUCAGACCGCUUGAAUCUCACCCCUCUGUCAGAAAAAACACCUUUGUUGGUUUUUGUUUGCUUGUUUUUUGCUUUGUUUUUAGAAGGCUGCGUUACCCUUCUGCCCUCUUCACCUCACGGUGCUCGUUUACCUGAGAGUGUUGCCUCCUUUUUGAAGGGCUUCCAGGUGGUGACUGAGGUGCUGUCGCACCUCUGAUGAUCCAGCUUCCUUACAUUGCAGCGCAGAAGUCACACGUACCUCCUGGUUUUGUCUCCUUUAUGGUGUUAAAGUUUGAUUGUGUUCUGUCUCUUUUUCUAAAGCAAAACUUUGCAGGUACUCCCCCUUUGAAAGCCAGAAAGUUAUUUUCAGAAAUACAAACCUCCAGGGAAUUGUACUUGUGCUCAUACACAAAAAUACAUGGAUGCCUUUUCUUAAAUGAUCUGUAUCUAGUUAAAAACCAAUAAGAAUGUGUUUGGAGUGAAUCUGAAAUGUGUGUGAAAGAUAUAAGAGUCCCCACAUAGUUGAGCAAAGUCAGGGCACAAUAUCAAGUAAUUUUACCAACUUACCAGAGACGUUUCAGUUUUGCUUAGAUAACAAAUCACCGGCCACAGGCGUUAGUUUUUGUGAACCACCCCCAGUCAGUAAUGUGUUAAAAGGCCCAAGAACAGUAAGGAGUGAACUGAAGAGGGACGAACUGAUUUUAGAUGAAAAAAUGCCUUUGAAAAACAAAACGGAUGCCUAACAGACCUCCUCAGCUUAAGUUAAUAAAAGGAUAAAAAUCUGAA